This is a messenger RNA of Portunus trituberculatus (swimming crab), 1953 nucleotides long. It is a transcript of the gene cib, whose product is annotated as thymosin beta-like. Gene Ontology annotation, biological process: actin filament organization. Gene Ontology annotation, molecular function: actin monomer binding. The transcript is spliced from 10 exons. The coding region runs from base 196 to 1152 and encodes 318 amino acids. Lineage: Eukaryota; Metazoa; Arthropoda; Malacostraca; Decapoda; Portunidae. Gene Ontology annotation, cellular component: cytosol. The record is from RefSeq and is a predicted model, not a curated record.
AAAGAGAGGAGGGAUUCAGCUGCAUAGAUAGAUUCAUAGCGAGGAUUGGCAACUAUCGGCAUUGAGUCAUCGCUUAGGGAGUUCUAUGUCGGCGCUGGCUCGGUCGGUCAGCCCGCACGAGAACGGGAGCCAGUAACGCAUAGGAUAUCUCUGAGUUAACCUUGGAACCUUGCCACCCUAAUCACCACCACCACCAUGAGCGCAGAAGCCACCCUCAAGGACUUGCCCAAGGUCGACAGUGUGCUCAAGGAACAGCUUGAGGGCUUCUCUCAAGAUAAGUUGAAGAAAACGGACACUACCGAGAAAACUACUUUGCCGACAAAGGAGGAUGUGGAAAACGAGAAGCAGCAUGACAAAUUGAUGCACAACAUUGAGGACUUUCGCAGUGACAGACUGAAGCGCACCUCUACCUCGGAAAAGAUUGUCUUGCCUACUCCUGAAGACGUGGCAGCAGAGAAACAGAGUCAGGCUCUCUUCAAUGCAGUCGAGGGCUUCGAUGCCUCCUCACUGAAGCAUACUGAUACCAAGGAAAAAGUAAUUUUACCAGCAAAGGAAGAUAUUGAAAGAGAACGAACACACCAGAGCAUAUUCCAAGGAGUCACUGAUUUUGACAAGGCUUCAAUGCGACAUGCAGAAACUCAGGAAAAAAUAGCCCUACCCGCCAAAGAAGAUAUCGAGACAGAGAAGACUCAUCAGAGCUUAUUCCAGGGAGUUACAGGAUAUGACAAGUCUCAAAUGCGGCACACAGAAACAGAGGAAAAGGUUGCCCUGCCUGCCAAAGAAGAUAUUGAAAGAGAAAAAGCAGAACAAAAACUUUUCCAGGGAAUUUCUUCCUUUGAUAAAUCAGCAAUGCGUCAGGUCUCUACAGAAGAAAAAAUCUUGCUUCCAACCCAAGCAGAUAUUGAGAGUGAACGUACACACCAGAGACUGUUAGAGCGUUUAGUCUCCUUCGACAAAAAUGAGAUGAAGCCCACAAAAACUGAGGAGCGAAAUGUUUUGCCGUCAAAAGAAGAUAUUAUUGCCGAAAAGGGUCAGCAGGCCCUCUGUGAAGGUAUUGAAAAGUUCGACCCCUCGGGUCUCAAGAAGACGGCAACUGCCGAGAAGAAUACUCUCCCGACUAAGGAAGUCAUUGAAGCGGAGAAGAAAGCUUAAUUGGGUGGAAGUGGCCUCAAGAGUUGCUCCUCCUGUCUCCUCCCUGCUCCCUCAGGCCUUCCUUUUAGGGUCUGCAAGCCAAAAUGUUUUGUACUUUGAUAACCAUAAGUAUAUAGGUCAACUGAUUUUGUAACUUCAUAUCAGAUGCUAUUCUAUUAUUUUUUGCUUUAUUGAUAAAGAAGACGGUGCUCGUUGAUAGCAAGGCGUUGGCAGAAAGUCCUUUGAGGAACUGUUUGAUAGUCAAAGGUUUGACAUGCUUUGCACUCCCUUAUUUUAUGAUCAGCAAUGCUAGUGGACCAAAAAUUCACCUUGCUUUCAUCUCAUAUUUAGAGGAUAGACUUCUCCCAUGAAGGAAAUGGAAAACUGCCAAGUGGUACAAUUUUUUUUUUUUUUUUUUUUUUUAAUUAAAUUGAAGCUGCAUUUGAAUCCCCCACCUUUUUUUUUUUUUUUUAAGUUUCCCCAUUAUGUUAUGGUUAGGAUUUUCUGACUUGCCGUUAAGUAUUUUCUUUCAAAAUCAUUUGCUUUUUGGGGCAUCCAAUUAUAUGUGAUUUUGGGAGUCAAUAAAAUGCUUUUGUAUGUGUUUGUUUAUUUCAUCCAUUAACUCUUGAGUUCAGAUUAUCCUUCCAAUGUAGGUAAGAUUGGCACAUAUCAGAGUUGUGAUAGGAAUCUUCUGAGUAUGUACUAUAUGUUAGCUUGCCAUAUCUCUGAACCAGUGAAGUGGCAUGAACAUAAAAUAUAAAUGUUAAUUUUACUUCGAGAGCUGGAGAGUAAGAUGGUGAGAAAUAAACUGUUAUAAAUGUA